This is a messenger RNA of Dictyostelium purpureum, 371 nucleotides long. RefSeq lists its product as uncharacterized. Gene Ontology annotation, molecular function: transcription coregulator activity. The transcript is spliced from 2 exons. The annotation marks the transcript as partial. The record is from RefSeq and is a predicted model, not a curated record. Gene Ontology annotation, biological process: regulation of DNA-templated transcription. Lineage: Eukaryota; Evosea; Eumycetozoa; Dictyosteliales; Dictyosteliaceae.
AUGGCAGCUCAUGAAACGUUGGAUUGGAGACUAACCUUACCUGCUGAUGAAAGAAAUGAAAAAAGGGGUAAAAUAUUUAAUUUUCUUUUAAAGUUAUGCCCACAAUACACCAAACAAGAAUUGACAAAUAAAGCAACAAGUAUUGAAGAAACCAUUUUUAAUUCACCACAAAUUACAACUCAUAUGCAGUAUCUUGAAGCAAUUGCGAAAAAAAUAUUUAAAAUUCAUACAUCUUUUGAUAAUAAAACAGAUCCAGCUGCUGCAACUCCACAACCCCAAACUCCAAUCACACCAAUUACACCAAUGACCCCCAUUGCAAAUCAGCAACCUGCAACUCCACAACAACAACAAUCAAAACAACAACCACAGCA